This is a messenger RNA of Peromyscus eremicus (cactus mouse), 1791 nucleotides long. It is a transcript of the gene Ccdc28a, whose product is annotated as coiled-coil domain containing 28A. The transcript has 5 exons. The record is from RefSeq and is a predicted model, not a curated record. Lineage: Eukaryota; Metazoa; Chordata; Mammalia; Rodentia; Cricetidae. Bases 396 to 1001 code for a protein of 201 amino acids.
AGACAGCCAGUUCCCCCGAGACCGUCGCAGAGGCAGAAUCUGGAGUGGCUAGAAACGACUUCUCUUUCCCGCGGCCGCCGGGGCCAUACCUGAAGGUGGCUACGGGAGCCCUGAGCCCCAGGCUAAGCGAUGCGACCAACGCUGAGGGACCAGGAAGGGGCGUGGCUUCCGCCUCGUAGAGGGGUCCCGCCCCGGUGACGUCACUUCCGUAAACAAAGGGCGCUGUGGAGGCGCCGGUCCCAGGCUGCUGACCCGGGUGGGCGACCCCGGACUCUUGCUGCAGCUGUAGCAGAGGCUUUGGACGCUCUCUGACCCUUUCCAGUUAAGGGAGGGGAUCGCAGCCUCUUCCUCCGGUCAUACGAAGCUGGUGUUGAUGCGUCGACAAACUUAAAACAAUGGAAGAGCGGAAAGUGAAGAGGAAGAGCCCCAAGUCUUUCAGUGCCCACUCUACUCAGGUUGUUAAUGCCAAAAAAAAUGCCAUCCCAGCGAGUAAAAGCACAGGCUUUUCAAAUCCCACAGCACAGUCAACUUCCCAGCGGCCAAAGUUAAAGAGAGUGAUGAAAGAGAAGAACAGACCUCAAGCAGAAGGGAAGGGGACUCAGUCCACCCCCAUCCAGCACUCCUUCCUCACGGACGUCUCCGAUGUCCAGGAGAUGGAGCGCGGGCUCCUCAGUCUGCUGAAUGAUUUCCACUCUGGAAAGCUGCAGGCGUUCGGAAAUGAAUGUUCCAUAGAACAGAUGGAACAUGUCCGGGGAAUGCAGGAGAAAUUAGCUCGCUUGAACUUGGAGCUGUACGGGGAGUUAGAGGAGCUUCCCGAGGAGAAGCGGAAAGCGGCCAGCGAUGCCAACCUGGACAGACUUCUGUCUGACUUAGAAGAAUUGAAUUCUUCUAUGUAUCCUUUGCCAACUAUCAACAGUGUAAAGUUCAUAAUCUGUAGUUCCGGGGAAAUAAUUCCUACCAUAUCUUAUUUUACCACUAGGGCUAUGUGUCUUCCCUUUUAACUCUCCCAAUCAAAUUGUUUCGUUGUUUCGCAUGCUGAAAUUCUGUGUCUGGUUUGUUCUUCACUUUAUAUUGUUUUCUUAUUUUUUCAAAAGAAAUUUAAUUAUUACAUUUCAAGUCAUGAAAAUUGUGUAUUGGACUAUAAGAAUUAUUUUGACUCUUAGAUUCUGAGACUACCUAGCAGAUAUCCAAAGAUAUGCUUAAUAGUAUUACUUAAGGUGUAUAAAAUUGAAAGUCAGGUACCGCUAAAACACAACUUUCAAGGGUCCUUUCACAGAUGUCGACAUGGCAUCUCCAUGCCAAAGCUAGGGCAGUGUAGGAAUACCUUGCAGGAAAACACCAAUAACACGUAGGUGAUUUUGAUUUUGAUAUUUCAGUCUGAAACAAUGACUUAAGGAACUUUUCAGACUUUUUCUUUUAAUGUAUUUGUCAACACAAUUGCUAAUACACAAGAAUAAUAGGAAACAACCCUGCCUUCAACCUGCUUUCCUAUGAGAAGGUAAUUUUCUUUGAACAUGAUAAUGGCAUGAGAUAGGACUUCUGAAAUGUGGUUCACACUUCAGUAAUGGGACAUUUCACACGUCCUUUAACAUCUCCAAGGGCUUCUGUAAUACUAACUGCUUUGGGUAAUGGUAUAUAUGAGGAAAUUUCUAAACUAUGUAGAAUAUACAGACGUUAGAGUAGCAAGUCUGAAUCCUGCUGUAUCGUUUUAUACUGUUACUAACUGCUCAGCCUUGGUAAUGGUAUAUAUGAGGAAAUUUCUAAACUAUAUAGAAUACACAGACGUUAGAG